Anthostomella pinea is the source of this 998-nucleotide messenger RNA. NCBI's taxonomy places the organism in Eukaryota, Fungi, Ascomycota, Sordariomycetes, Xylariales, Xylariaceae. The record is from the annotation of a GenBank genome assembly.
AUGGAGAAUAACGGCUCUGACGACCUUGGGCUUGCCGUCCUAGGCGUCGCCUGGGCUCUUGCUGGGAUCUCGAUCAUCAUCGUUAUAGCCCGAUUUUACGUGCGCCUCCGAAUUGUACGGAAGUUCAGCGUCGAUGACUGCAUCAUUCUCUUCACCCUGGCGAGUUUUAUCCCCAUGCGAAAACACAUUGGUACCCUCGCAGCUACUCCCGAGCGCGUCAUGCAUACCAUCAAAUGGGUGUAUCUUUGCGAAUUCUUCUCUAUCAUGUGUCCUGGAUUUGGUCGAAUCUCCUACGCAUUCCUCCUCCUGAGCAUCACACCACCUACAAAAGCGAGGCGAAGAUCUCUGUGGGCCGUUAUCGGUAUCCAAUUCGUGGUCGACGUAGGCACAGUUUGCAUCAGCUUCUCCCAAUGCAGACCCAUAGAGGGCUUCUGGGACAAAAGUCUCCAAGCGGAUUGCUGGGACCCUACCGUUCAGCAAUACACGGGCUACUUCCAAGGAUCUGUAUGCUCCGCUGUGGACUUGUUCCUUGCACUGUUCCCCUGCAGUCUCUUUUGGAACUUGAACAUGCAUUGGAAGCAGAAAGCGUUUCUCAGUGCACUAAUGGGGCUGGGAAUCUUCGCCAUGGUUGCAUCAAUCGUCAAGACAGUUCAGCUUCGAGCAAUCACUCAAACGGAUGACCCGACAUAUGCUAUGGCUAAGCUUGCCAUUUGGUGGACAUUCGAAGCCUACUUCGUCCUCAUUGCUGUUUCGAUACCGACUAUUCGUCCCAUCUUCAAAAACCCGAAGUCCAUAAUGCGAGACCGAAGAAGUUCUAACAAUACCAACACAUUCCUUAGGUGGCAUCGAAGUCAUGGCAACGUGUCAAGGGAGAACAACGGUCGAUUCGAGCCUCUACAUGAGUCUACAUUACACAACGAGAUCACCGGAUACGAGAUGGGCGGCACUGAUACUCCUGGGGACACCCAUCCUAAAGGCAUACGGAAGGAUAUAUCAGU